GGAAUUAUUUUACAUGGCAAAAUCAAGUCAAAGCAACAACGGCUCAAGCCAAAAAGACCCUCAGCCAUAUUCUGGUUUCAAUUCAGAAAGAGCUGUCAAAAUCUGACCAAACGGUGACUGCGCUUUCACAAAUAGAGAAUGUGGUUGGAAUGAUGCUGAAGGAUGUUGAAAGGGUAAGCAGUGAAUGUGGUGAGGAACUGAUCUAUCAAGCGCCACAGCGUUCUUCCUCCUCGUUGUCAUCCUCAUCUGCCAGAUCAAAGAAGUCAGAGUGGGAAUUUUCACUCCCUGGCACUCCCAUCUCUUCUGAUUUACCAGAGAGUAUUACUCAGCCCAUUGUGAGAAGCUCAGUCAUCGACAUGGGCAAAUCUACUAAGCCAAAAACAUUGGUGUGUGAUGCCAGGGAAAGCAUGUCUGCAAUAGUGGAUACCAUCAUAAAGGAGGUACAUCCAGAGGAAGAAGGGGAGGUUGCAUUCCACCCUGAUCUAACAGCUGCAAUAGCAAGACUGGAGGAGCUCAUAUCUCAGGGUAGGAUUGGUGCUCUCUCACGUGAUCUUACUCACCAAGUCAACCGCAUCAUUUCUGAGAGCAACUUGACCCCUCUGGUUCUGACAGUGGCGGCUGAAAAGAGUGCAUCCGAUACAGUCCUUACUGAGCUGAAGAGGAAUGACAAGACGGUGGGGAAGCCCACAGCUUACAAGCUGGUUCAGCUUUUUGCAGAGGAGUCUGUGAAACGCCUCUUGCUUCCUAGCCUUGUGCCCUCUACAGCUUCAAUGAGUUUGGCUCAGGGAGUUAGUGUGCCGGCUAGCGUAUCUGAAGAUAGGAUUUCAUGGUCUUUUUCUACAUCAGCAUUUAGUGACACAGUCAGCCUGUUUACCAAAGUAAUGGUAAGUCAGGUCAUGGACUCUGUGGUUUCUGAUGCACAAAGCAGAGGGUCAUCUCCAACCGGAACUGUAACUGAUAUAGGCAGUCUACUGAGUGGUAAGUCCUACCCUCUGCCAUCUUUCUCCGCCAUCAGCAUGACAACAAGUGGGACCUCCAAUGCUGCACGAGGCUUUGAGGACAACAUAGAUGCUGAGGAAAGUUGUUUCGGUGUACCUCAGAGCAUUGUUUGUGAUCAGAAUUCAACCAGCCCGGAUGUUGCCUCGCUUUCAACCCCAUCCACUGACAACUUAGUCGGUGAUGAUGACUUCACCGGCCUCAUCAGCAUGUUAGUGGUGAGACUUCUGUCAAAAAUCCAAACCCAAACUGAUCUGUACCCAACUGACGUCACACGCACGUCACAAGACCUGAUUCCAAAAGUUAUAGCUGCCUUCUGUGCAUGGUCAGGCUGCUCUGAGACCCAAGCUUAUCCCAAGAACCUGAAGAGUCACAAAGUAUACAGCACCGUCUACAAACAUCUGUUGAAGGAGUUUGGCUCAGAGAAAAUACUCCAACUGGCCGUGUCGACUCAGGACUCCACUUUCAAUAGGAUUCUUGUGAAGUCAUUGAGCAAGGAGCUUCUCCACAGUUGUAACGAGGCAUCAAGAGCAGCCUCAAGAACAUCUUUCGAAGCCACCAGGCCAGAAGCUCUUCUCAUGGCUGAAGAUGUGAAGGCUACCAGAGGGAAGCUGUCUUUCCUACAAAGGCUUGCCAGACUGAAAUUCAACUUAAAGCCAUUCAUGAUGGGAAACAAGAAGAAUUCCCGCCAUUCUGAAUCCAAAGACCAGACUACUGCUGAAGAGAUCAUGUUGGCACAUCCUGCCACAUUUGGACUCCCAGAGGGUCUUCCCUCCACCUCUCAACAGGAGAAGCCUCGCAAACGUCCCCUUCUAAUCAGGAUGUUUUCCACCAUCUCCAUAGGCCUAUCCAAGCCAUUCAAACGGUUUUCAAAGCAAGCUUAAUACAACAAUUUCCUUUAAUACAGUAAUAUUUGCAUUGAAUUGAUGGCCUUUGUCUUCUUUAGUGUUGCCCUGUUAACACAUUUGAUUAGAAAAUACAUAGUAUAUUUAGUUUAGUUUAUUAUGCAGUCAUAGUCACGGUGUAGGCUAAACAAAGUAAUGUUGUCCUGAAUAAUGUCUUAGAA
Oncorhynchus mykiss (rainbow trout) is the source of this 2062-nucleotide messenger RNA. Lineage: Eukaryota; Metazoa; Chordata; Actinopteri; Salmoniformes; Salmonidae. The record is from RefSeq and is a predicted model, not a curated record.